Molecule: messenger RNA, 1459 nt
Organism: Triticum dicoccoides
Lineage: Eukaryota; Viridiplantae; Streptophyta; Magnoliopsida; Poales; Poaceae
Product: O-methyltransferase ZRP4-like
Exons: 2
Coding region: 113-1225 (370 amino acids)
Molecular function (GO): protein dimerization activity; O-methyltransferase activity
Source: RefSeq, a predicted model, not a curated record
CAAUAGUAUAUGUAAGCAGUGAGUAUAGUAUAUCGAGGGGGCAACGUCUGGUUCUCCCUGUACAUAUAUCUGCCAACGCAAACAGAAGCAGCACACGCACACUGCAUCGAUCAUGGCGCUCACCGGCCAGAGCACCGACGACCAGGCCGUGCUGGACGCCGAGCACGAGCUCUGGGCAACCACAUUCUCCUACAUCAAGUCCAUGGCGCUCAAGUCGGCCCUGGACCUCCGCCUCGCCGACGCCAUCCACCACCACGGCGGCGCCGCCACCCUCCCCCAGAUAGUCGCCAGGGUCGCGGUGCACCCGUCCAAGGUCCUCUGCCUGCGCCGCCUCAUGCGCACGCUCACCGUCUCGGGCGUCUUCAGCGUCGUCCAGCAGGAGGACGUCGUCGUCCCGGCUGCCCCCGUGAACAACGGCACCUGCAACGGCGCCGUCGCUGCCGAGCCCUUGUACGCUCUCACGCCGGUGUCCCGCCUCCUCAUCGGCUCGCAGAGCUCGGGUUCCAUCAUGGCCUUCGUGCUCAGCCCUGUCCUCGUCGCCCCCUUCCUCGGGAUCGGCGCGUGGUUCCAGCACGCGCUGCCGGACCCCUGCCUCUUCGAGCAGGCGCACGGCGAGGCGCUGUGGGAGAUGUCCGGGCACGACGCGGCGCUGGACGCGCUGAUCAACAGCGCCAUGGUCUCGGACAGCCGCUUCAUCGUGGACAUCGCCGUCAGGGAGAGCGGCGACGUUUUCCGGGGGAUAAGCUCCCUGGUCGACGUGGGCGGUGGCCUCGGCGCGGCGGCCCAAGUCAUCUCGGAGGCGUUCCCGCACCUGCAGUGCAGCGUGCUGGAGCUCGAGCACGUCGUCAGCAAGGCGCCCGCCGGCACCUGCGUCAAGUACGUUGCCGGCGACAUGUUCGAGAGCGUUCCACCGGCAGACGCCGUCUUCCUCAAGUCGGUUCUUCAUGACUGGGACGACGAGAAGUGCGUCAAAAUACUGAAGACUUGCAGAAAGGCCAUUCCUCCAAGAGAGGCGGGAGGGAAGGUGAUAAUCAUCGAUAUAGUGGUCGGAGCAGACAAGAAGCACGGGGAGGUGCAUGCGUUGCUCGAUCUGUACAUUAUGUUUAUCAAUGGUGUUGAGCGAGAUGAGCAAGAGUGGAGCAAGAUCUUCCUAGAAGCUGGGUUUAGCGGCUACAAGAUUAUACCGGUUCUAGGGUUCCGGUCGAUCAUCGAGGUCUACCCGUGAAAUGUUUGGUGAUUACGUACUUUUGUGUCGAUGUGUGUGUGUGUGUGUGCAUUUAAAUUCAGACUUUGACAAAAGGUUGAUGGAUACAUUUUCCUAUCUAUGAUUGGGGCGAUGUAGACUGUGGAGGUAUUAAUACUGUGGAAGGUUCGAUGUCAUCCCUCCUAGAAAUGUUGGGUCAGGUGAUAAUCCUGGAUAUGGUGAUUUUAUCUAAGGACAAACGAAAUCGUUACAAGA